UAUCGUAUCGCCUAAUUACAAAAAAUAAAUAUAAAUGAAGUGAAGCGGACGCAGCAACAAAAACAAAGAGAUUGCUACGAUCAAAAUGCUACGGGCAAUCGGGAAACGGGACAGGGACAUCUUCGAGGAAGUUUGGCCGGACAAAAGGCGAAUAGUUUUAAAGCUACUGCGCCAGGACACGGUGUCGCAGCGCGAAUGGCAGGACCUAUUCUUCGGCGUACACUUCGUGUGCCUGUGGGACGAGAAGGGCGCGGCCAAGAUCUACGACUGCCUGCAGCAGGACAUCGUUGAGUUUAUCGUCCAGGCCCAAAGCCAGGUGCAAGCGCAACGGGGCGAGCAGGCCCUUCUGGCCACCUAUAUUGUGGAGUGGCGGAAGUUCUUUACACAGUCCAACUACCUGCCGCUGCCUUUCCGCCAGCUGGAGCAGUCGCCCCAGGUGAAGCCCUCCUCCAGUGGCAGCAGCUCCUCCGCAUCCGUCUCCGCCUCGGGAGCGAGUACGAGUGCCGCCGCGGCGGCAGCAGCUACUUCCUGCAGCGGCCAGGCUGGAAAGUCAGGAGCCUCCACCUCAGCCGCAGCUGGAGCCUCCACUUCAGCCGCCGCUGCUGCAGCCUCCACAUCCGCCUCCACAAGCUCAGCAGCGGCAGCUGCAGCUGCUUCCGGAAGUGGGAGCUCCAGCAGCAGCACCUCUACCUCCAAGAAAAACCCCACGGAGGACAGUCCUGUACGAAAACUAAUGCUGGACUCCUGGAACAAGCACAUAUUCCACGACAUCAAGCAUCGUCUGCAGGAGUCGGCCAUGAAGAUUGUGCACGCCGAGCGGAACGGCGAUGCCUAUGAUGCCCAGCUAGUGGUAGGCGUGCGCGAGAGCUAUGUGAAUCUCUCCUCGAAUGCAGAGGACAAACUAGAGAUCUACAGGGAGAACUUUGAGAUGGCGUACCUUAAGGCCACUGUCGAGUUCUAUCGCCUGAAAUCCGCCGAACAACAGCAAGAGAACGGAGUGCUGGCCUAUAUGAAAUACGCCGACUCAAAGUUGCGUGAGGAGGAGGUUAGGGCCAAGCGGUAUCUGGAGCCCAGCAGCUUCAGUAUACUUACUUACACGCUGGUUAAUGUGCUCAUAGUGGACCACCUCAACUCAAUCAUCGCCGAGUGUCCGGCUUUGAUCAGGGACUAUGAAACGGAGCGAUUGAAUCUCAUGUUCCGCCUGAUGGAUAGAGUGAUGCACGGCGUUGGCGUGGAGCCCAUGAUGGGUGACCUGCAGCGUCACAUCAUGUCCGCCGGACUGGCCGACAUGCUGUCCGCUUCGGAGGUGAUUACCCAGGAUUCGGAAAAGUACGUUGAGCGGCUACUUGAGCUGUUCAACAAGUUCAGCGACCUGGUACGCAACGCCUUCAACGACGAUCCCCGCUUCCUCACUGCCCGCGACAUUGCUUUUAAGACGGUAGUCAACGACACCAGCGUGUUCAAGAUGGAGCUACCCACGAGUAUCGCCAAUCGGGGUGUAAAGUACACAGCGCCGGAGAGCAAAUGCCCGGAACUACUGGCCAACUAUUGCGACAUGCUGCUGCGGCGAACGCCGCUCAGCAAACGCCUCACCAGCGAACAGAUCGACGCCCGUCUGCGCGAUGUCCUCUUGGUCCUGAAGUACGUCAACAACAAGGACGUCUUUAUGCGCUAUCACAAAGUUCAUUUGACGAGGCGCUUGAUUCUGGGGACCAGUGCGGACAGCGAAAAGGAGGAGGACAUAGUCGAGUGGCUGAGGGAGGUGGGCAUGCCGGCGGACUACGUGAAUCGGCUGGCGCGCAUGUUCCAAGACAUAAAGGUCAGCGAAGACUUAAAUACUCAAUUCCGCACCUCGAUAAGUCGGCACGAUGCUAUCAACAUAAAAAUACUCAACGCGGGUGCCUGGGCCCGCUGUUCGGAGCGAGUCUCGGUCUCACUGCCCAUCGAGCUCGAGGACUAUAUUCCUGAUGUGGAGGAGUUUUACAAGAAGAAGCAUUCCGGCCGUAAGCUGCAGUGGUACCAUCACAUGAGCAAUGGCACUAUCACCUUUGUGAAUAACUUCGGGCGCUACGAUCUGGAUGUGACCACUUUCCAGAUGGCCGUCUUGUUUGCCUGGAAUCAGCGUCAGCAUGACAAAAUUUCCUACGAGAAUCUCCGCCUGGCCACAGAACUACCAGAUCCCGAACUGAGGCGAACGUUGUGGUCGCUGGUAGCGUUCCCUAAGAUAAAGAAACAGAUCCUGCUCAUGGAACCGGCGGCGAUCAGUUCGCCCAAGGACUUUGCCGAGAACACAAUGUUCUAUAUUAAUCAGGAAUUUGCUAUUGUCAAGAAUGGCAAAUCCCAGCGUCGUGGAAAGCUGAAUCUCAUCGGGCGACUGCAAUUGAGCACGGAGCGCUCGCAGCAGGAGGACAAUCAAUCCAUUGUGCAACUGCGUAUUCUGCGCACACAAGAGGCCAUUAUCAAAAUCAUGAAAGUGCGCAAGCGGAUGAACAACGCAGCGCUGCAGGGUGAACUCAUCGACAUAUUGAAGAACAUGUUCCUGCCGUCCAAGAAGAUGAUCAAGGAGCAGCUGGAGUGGCUGAUUGAGAACAAGUAUAUGAGACGGGACGACGAUGAUAUCAACAUGUUCAUUUACGUGGCCUAAGCAGCUGCUCCUGAUCCCGGCUCUAGUCUCAGUCCCGUCUAUGCAGUCAUUCCCAUUUCCAUUCCCUCACACGCUACUCAAAAACUAUUGCGAUUUUAAUCUCAACGCCGACGUGCUCAAAGCACGCGCCCUUUUUCUGUCUACGGAAUUGGAUAAUUGUAUUAUAUGGAAACGUGAUUCGCUACUGACAUUGCGCCCUCAGAGCAUUUAAAAGACCCACACUCCAAUCGGCAGCCAUUUUCUCGUGUCCACGUCCUGUAUUUGUGAAACUUUGUAUUUUUAUAUUGGCCCACUGGCUGCUCUGCGUAGCUCUAGAUAUUAUGUUUUGUGCGCUACAUGCACCCUGGAAAUUCCGAACCCACGCCCACGCCCUGCCCCCGAGUAUAUCGAUCGAUAGCGUUAAUCUAAUCAACCUGCUGUUUUCUAUGUGUGUAGUUAUCCCUUGUUUGUUUCCGUUGCCUGGUCUUCUGUUGAUUCUUGGGUAUUUUGCAAUGUUCCACGUGAGACUCACACACCUCCUGAAGAUUGAUGGGGAAGCCAAUUCUUCGUCUCCGCUCGCUCCCAGCAUGGAAUGCCUAAUCACACACAAACACUCACACGGGAUCGCAAAACUAUAACUAAAAUAGCAAUACUUUAUGUUUAAGUUAAUGAAUAAAUUUGGUUCUACACAUAAUGAAAGCG
Drosophila melanogaster (fruit fly) is the source of this 3325-nucleotide messenger RNA. It is a transcript of the gene Cul5, whose product is annotated as cullin 5. Gene Ontology annotation, molecular function: ubiquitin protein ligase binding. The record is from RefSeq and is marked reviewed. Bases 86 to 2644 code for a protein of 852 amino acids. NCBI's taxonomy places the organism in Eukaryota, Metazoa, Arthropoda, Insecta, Diptera, Drosophilidae. Gene Ontology annotation, cellular component: nucleus; cullin-RING ubiquitin ligase complex. Gene Ontology annotation, biological process: ubiquitin-dependent protein catabolic process; signal transduction; protein ubiquitination. The transcript is spliced from 7 exons.